UGAUAGCCACACGGUGUCGUUACAAGUAUUUCUGUGCAGUACUCUGCUCAGUACUUCCACUGGUUGCGGAUAUGAAACGAGAACAAAAUGCAAGAAAAAUUUCUCCAGUGUUGGUUUUUGUGUUUGUUUUUCCAACUGAAAUCAAUAGAGAGUUUUUCCUGGGGACUUAAUUUUCAGCCCUCUUGCGUACCUGUAAAUUUAUUGUGUGCCUACACGGAGGAAUGCUGUGCUGGAGUUUGUGUCCAAAGGGUCUACUUCCGGAUCCUGAAAAUCAAACAAUGCACGCUAGGGAACUUUUUGAACGGGUUGCCUCCAGAGUCUCAGCUUAACUACUUCCAGACGGCAGCACAGGCUAAGAACUUCACCAGGAUGAGAGAGAGACUUGAACUGCUCCAGGAACACCGAGAGCUGUAUCCCGACAGUCUCGCAGAACUUCCAGAACUCGCGUUUGAACAGAAUCUGCGUCCCGAAGUAAAGGAAGUUCUUCAAAAGGAAAAAUCAACACUAGACCAUGGGAUAAAAGAUGAUAACUCUAACUUUCUGAACAUCUACAAAGCAGUUAGUACCCCUAUUUUGACAACAGUCAGGCCGAAAGAUGAUCUCACGAAAGAGGAUCCUCUGAAAAACGAUCUACAAGAAGAUGCAUCAAAGGUGGCAUCCACUUUGGAUUUGGCACAAAUGAUGAUACACAACCAGUCGUUUGAUCGAGUCUCAAAGAGUUCAAGAAUGUACGGGGGACCACUGAACUUAACAACAAUUUUGAGAAUGCCUGCUGACAAAAUUCAUAAAACUUUACUCAAACAAUCUGAAAACAAAUAAUUCGAUGAAUGAAUAAUAAGAAUUUCUGUGGUGAAAGUAUAUAAAGAUAACAAAUAUGUUGAUUUAU
Messenger RNA from Homalodisca vitripennis (glassy-winged sharpshooter), 886 nucleotides. RefSeq lists its product as uncharacterized. The record is from RefSeq and is a predicted model, not a curated record. Lineage: Eukaryota; Metazoa; Arthropoda; Insecta; Hemiptera; Cicadellidae. The transcript is spliced from 2 exons. The coding region runs from base 88 to 819 and encodes 243 amino acids.